CUCAAGGGUUUGACAUUAAGUAAAACCUCCAGCCUGUGGGUGACUUUCUUCAACAAAGAAGAAUCCAAACAGGGAGUGAGCUCAGCACGGUGGCCACCUUGAAGGUUAAGGGCACCCAAAGUUGUCUUUGUUUCGGUGAUCACUGCAUUCAUGGCGAGGACUGUCGAAAAAGGGAAGUGACCAAAGGGUCUGGACCCCUGCUGGGGACACGCGGGUCUGUGUGACACCGCCUUCCACCGCUAGAUGGAGACAGCGGACAGAACGAGCAUCUUGCAAACCACACAUUUCAUUAUUAUUAUUAUUAUUAUUAUUAUUACUACUACUACUACUACAAAGUUCUCCGCGGUCACACUCAUUUAAACACCCUGCAGUGAAAAUCAGCCGUUCCGAUGCAUUUUGGCUGUUAUGUAGCUUUAACUGACCCCCGUUUCCAAGGAACACCGACAACAGACAACUUGUACAUGUGACGUGUUUGCUGAAUUCACUGACCAUCAUCAUUUACACUUAUUAUUUCAUCUUUGCACAGAAGACGAGCGGACCUUCCGCGCGACUCCCUGCGCUGCAGCAUCAUUAGCAAGAGCGGUCAGGCACGUAGAGGAAUGAGAAUACGACUCGACAUAUCGACAUCGCGUUAAAUCAUGCUAAUCUGUUUUUACAUAAUCUGCAUUUACAAAAGAACACCUUUUUUUCCACACCUGCCCCUCUUUUUCAUCUUAUUUAUAAUAGAAUAUAUUUAAAUUUCAAAGGCAUAAAAGCCCCUGCAUUCUCAUGCGCAACGUCCUCGUUAUGAAUGGCCCCGAAUGGGCGUGGUCGGCCGCAUUGCGUCACACUGCGUGACAUCCGAUUGGUUCGCGUCACUCUCAUUGUGUUGCCAAUACGAAGGGGCGGGCUCCUUCCGCCAUGUGACCGACUUGUGGUGCGUCUCCGAUAGGCCCAAGAUAAACAGGUCUGCGCUUUUUGGCCCUGCUGAUUGGUCGGACUUCCGACUGGUGGGCGUGUCUCUGCCGCCGGAGAGGUGAAGUGAAAGGACUCCUCGGGACACCUUCGCUUUUGGACGCGUCGUAACCGAGACGAGAGCAGGAGCGGAGGACGGCUUUACUUUUGUAACACACCGGCGAAUGGAGCAGCAGCACGGCGCGAGCAGCUGCACGCGCCGCGGAGCCCCGACCUGCGCCGCCGCUGUCCCGCACGAGCCCCCCAUGAACGUGCUCGUGCGCUCCACGACCGGCACGAGCUUCGACCUGUGCGUGGCGCGCGAGGAGACCGUGGACGGGCUGAAGAGGCGUCUCGCUCAGCGACUCAGGGUACCGAAGGAGCGCCUGGUGCUGCUCUUCAGGGAGACGCGCCUGGGUUCGGGAAAACUGCAGGACUUCGGCGUCGUCGAUGGGAGCAAGUUGACACUCGUACCCACGGUGGAGGCAGGAUUAAUGUCCCAGCCCUCCCGACCCGAGCAGUCCGUCAUCCAGGCGCUGGAGAGUUUAACAGAAACGCAGGUCAGCGACUUCCUGUCAGGACGGUCGCCCCUGACGCUGGCCCUGCGCGUUGGCGAUCACAUGAUGUUCGUUCAGCUGCAGCUGGCAGCGCAGCAGGCAGGGGGAUCGCAGCAGCAGCAGCAGGGGGAAGGCGCUCCGGGACCUGGCUCAUCACCCAAGGCUCCCCAGUCCCCCCACUCGCACCCCUCUGCCACCCCCCACCAGGCACCCUCCUCACAUCGUGGCAGCCAUGUUCACUCACAGCGGCCUUCUGGAUUGCAGAGCCCCUCCCCGCCGGCGUCCUGCCCUCAGGCUUUCUGCAGGCCGGGUAGCCCCGCCCGCAGCGCCACGCCUGCAGCUCGCUUCCGCAGGCCGGGUGCCGUCAUCGAGAGCUUUGUGAGCCAUGCUCCUGGAGUCUUCUCUGGAACCUUCUCAGGCACCCUCCACCCCAGCUGCCAGGACAGUAGUGGACGGCCGCGCCGCGACAUCAGCACCGUCCUGCAGAUCCUCAACGACCUGCUGAGCGCCACCCGCCACUGCCAGGGAGCCCCCCCUCCGCUGAGCCAGCUGCGCCGGCAAGCGGCCUCGUCCCCGCCCCCUCCGCCGGCCACUCCCGCCGCGACCGCGGGCUCCCCGCACCCCCUGGUCCAGAGCCAGAUCCGUGUGUGCGACCCGCCAGCGGGUGACGGGCUGCGCCAGACGGAGAACCGUGCCACGCGCUGCAAGGUCCAGCGGCUGCAGCUGCUCAUGCAGCAGAGGCGGUUGCGGCGCAAGGCGCGGCGGGACUCGCGCGGACCCUACGGCUGGGCGGCGGGACGCAAGGCGGGACGUAGCGACAGCAACAGCAGCCUGUCGAGCGACGGCUCUCUGGACCUGGACUUCGACGACUCCGUGUGGAAGCCCGGCGUCAAGGCCGACCUCAACUCGGAGUUUGUCGUGGCGUAGCAGGAUUGGGGAGGCGGGGCGCGGGUGGGAGGAGCCUCUCCGCGGACAGCCUGAACGACCGAUGAGGAGGAACAAAGCCCCCCCCCCCCCCCCCGGCAGCAUCCCGAGCAACGCGGGGGCAGCAGAACUCCGGCGGUCAUCGCUCUGUUUUGUUUGAGUCCUGCGAGGGGUGUCCGCAGCGGACCGACCGACCGACCGACCGCACGGACGCUCUCCGCUCUGUGGGCGGAGCAUCACUCUCACGGACAUGUCUGGUUUCCUCUGGGUCCCACUCAAGAUGUAGCAUUGUUCACGAAGCAUUCAGGGUUUGCAGACAAAACUUGUUUUGCACAUUUUUUUUUUUCUUUCGGGACUGCGACCGUGUGUCCAGUUUAAAGAGGACCGUUCUCAUUUGUCCUUUUUCUGACACGCAGUUCUGACUGAGAACAGCGAGCCGGUAGAGCUCGGGUUCGAACCGUUGGUUCAGUAAAUAGUCAAUUUUUCAUCCGUACAUGGUUUCUAAACACAUGUCAUUUGCAGUGAAUGAGGGGAACAUGAGCUGUUAAAGUAGCGUGCGCGCGUGUGUGUUUGCGCGCACUCGCCCCGGCCCCAUUGUACAUUGACAUUACAUUGCGAAGGUUCCGCUCUUGUCUAGAUGCCCGCUGCGGUCUCCCGGUUGUCCUGUACGCUCAAACUCUUGCUGGCUGAGUCCCGGGUUCGAGUGGCAGUGUCGUUGGAGCCUAGAGACUUUGGCUGUCCUCCGUGUUAAGUGGCACUUCAGGGGGGCGUGUGCUGCUACCCCCUCCUCCGCGGGGGGUCGGUUCAUUCCGCUUGUUGCUCCCGGAGACGCUUCUCUGCGGCCUUUCCCUCACCCCGAUGGCCCUCGGGACGCGGGUGCCACAGUGACGUCUUGAAUCCUCAGCACCUUAAAUCGCUUCCCACGGGCAAGCGGCGCCCCCAGCAGGGAGCCAGCAGGAGUGACCUUGUUCUCUCACUCUCUCUCUCACUCUCUCUCUCUCUCACACACACACACACACACACACACACACACACACACACACACACACACACACACACACACACACACACACACACACCGGUGCCCCUUCAUUGUGUAGCAGACUUUCUUGCGGGAACCUAGCCUCCUGAGUUGUAGUUACAGGGCCCUGUAGCACACGUUACUGUAGUAAUUUAUAAAAGCACCCCGGUAACUGUGAAACGAGGCAUUUUGGUGUGUCUCAGGGUGGGUGGGGGCUCAGCUAGUGAUGGCUAAUGAAUACAGCGUAUCUUUUGUGAAAUAAUUUUUCAUAAACGGCUAUUUUUUUCAAUGUUCCAGUGUGACAUGUGAGAAAUUCUUUUCUUUCGUAGGUUAAUAAAUUGAAAAGGAUUUGAAACCUG
Molecule: messenger RNA, 3794 nt
Organism: Scleropages formosus (Asian bonytongue)
Lineage: Eukaryota; Metazoa; Chordata; Actinopteri; Osteoglossiformes; Osteoglossidae
Product: midnolin-like
Exons: 8
Coding region: 1119-2417 (432 amino acids)
Cellular component (GO): nucleus
Molecular function (GO): protein binding
Source: RefSeq, a predicted model, not a curated record